Lodderomyces margitis is the source of this 4524-nucleotide messenger RNA. RefSeq names its product alp4. Gene Ontology annotation, cellular component: equatorial microtubule organizing center; centrosome; gamma-tubulin complex. NCBI's taxonomy places the organism in Eukaryota, Fungi, Ascomycota, Pichiomycetes, Serinales, Debaryomycetaceae. The transcript is spliced from 2 exons. Gene Ontology annotation, biological process: cytoplasmic microtubule organization; mitotic cell cycle; spindle assembly. The record is from RefSeq and is a predicted model, not a curated record. Bases 1 to 4524 code for a protein of 1507 amino acids. Gene Ontology annotation, molecular function: ubiquitin-like modifier activating enzyme activity; gamma-tubulin binding; microtubule minus-end binding.
AUGACUAUCAAGACCCAUGCAAAAUAUUCCCCAACUCAGUCUUUUGUAGACUCCUCGUUUUUCACAAAAUUGGCCGAGCUAAAACUAGAUAAGUUUAAAUUGGAUGCGUCAAGUCAGAAAAUAUGGGGUUUCCAACUACAAUCCCAAAACUUGAACAAAUUUAAUGAUACCCCAAUUGUUCACCUUGAUGAUCAGAGCUUUUCCAGUGAAACACCAAGUAAAGCAGACAGUUGGACAUUCAAAGGAGAAUUGAUCAAUGUCAACACUAUCGAGGAGUUCAAGGAUAAAAACAAACAGGUGCUUUUGAAGAGCUGGGGACAACAAAUACAGGAGAAAAUAACCAGCAAAAAGACAUUUGAUGUGGAAACAUUCAACUACUUUUAUGUGUGGAGUUACUCUGAUUUGAAAAAGUACAAGUUCUACUACUGGGUUGCGUUUCCCAUUUUGAACAGUGAAUGGAAUUUAGAAGGAGAGGAUAAAGUGGACAGAGAGACAUUAAAUUUGCUUCAACAGAAUGUCUCAUCUGCCAAAGGCCAAUUUUUUCAAAUCGACAAGGGUGAGUUGUUUGAUAAUGCUGAUACCCAGAAAUCACACACGUUUGUUUACUACGAUUCGUGUACUACCCUCGAACACAGGCCCUCAGUUCAGGUGAAGAAUUACUUGUACUAUCUUGGUCACCUUGGGUUUCAAAAGAUUGAUUUGAUCAUUUUCAAAAAGGAGCAUUCAUUCAAACAGACUCUAUCCUUUGUGUCUAUCCUGAAUCCACUAAAGGUAACAGGAUGGGAAAGAACAAGUCAAGGGAAAUUGAGUCCAAAGGUAGCCGAUUUGGGCCUGUUGAUUAACCCACUAGAGCUUGCUAACCAAGCUGUUGAGUUAAAUUUGAAAUUAAUGAAAUGGCGAAUCGCUCCUAAGCUUGACCUUGAUAUCAUAAAGAAACAAAAAGUAUUACUUCUUGGAGCAGGAACUUUAGGAAGUUACGUAGGAAGAACAUUGUUAGGCUGGGGGUUCAAAGAUUUGACAUUCGUUGAUAAUGGGAGGGUCUCAUACUCGAAUCCUGUCAGACAACUGCUUUUCAACUUUGAGGAUUGUUUUAGCGAUGAAGGGCAAGGGGAACUCAAGGCACAGAAAGCCGCCGACAAUUUGAAAAAAGUGUACCCCGGUGUUUUUACAGAAGGGGUAAGUUUGGAAGUGCCAAUGAUUGGCCAUCCUGUGACUGACGAGGAAAGACAAAAGGCAUCGUACGAGCUUCUAGAUGCUUUGAUAGAGCGGAGCGAUGUUGUCUUCUUAUUGAUGGACUCAAGAGAAUCAAGGUGGCUUCCAACUGUUAUGGGGUCUGCCAAAGACAAAAUUGUUAUCAAUGCAGCUUUGGGAUUUGACAGUUACUUGGUCAUGAGACAUGGAAGCAUUUUGCAACCAAAGGGAGACCGAUUAGGUUGUUACUUUUGUAAUGACGUAGUGGCACCAGAUGACAGUCUCAGUGAUCGAACACUAGAUCAAAUGUGCACAGUGACACGCCCAGGAGGCGCUUUGAUGGCAUCCUCAUUGGCUGUGGAGCUACUAGUGUCAAUCUUGCAGCAGCCAGAAAAACAAAAGGCAAAACAUAGCGACACAACAACUUUUGGGACUACUCCACAUCAAAUUAGAGGAUUCUUGCAAAACUUUUCACAAUCUACUUUGUAUGCGCCCAGUUAUGUGCAUUGCUCGGCUUGCUCUGAGAAUGUUAUAACGGAAUACAAUCAAAAUAAAUGGGACUUUGUAAAGCGGUGUUUAAACGAACCGAGCUAUUUGGAGGAUCUUUGUGGGUUGAAAAAGGUCCAAGAGGAGGCAGAGUUGGCAAUUGCCUCUAUGAACAUUCUGGAUAUUGAGGAUGCGGAAGACUUGGAAUGGUUAAACAUGAACCAGUUUACUCCACCACAAAUAAAUCGGCUACAGGAAGACCUGCAUUUUUUGGACUCGAAUCACAAGACGAGAAUGGAUUCUUCGUCUCCACUACCAGGCAUGUACCUUUAUUCACAAGAAGCCACAAUGAGUAAGCACCAACUGGAAAGAUCAUUCACUCCACAACCAAGUUAUGAUGCCGUAGAAUUGAAAAGCUUCGACUUAGAAGGGGCUGAUAUAGGUGGUGUGCAAUCUUCUUGUAUUACUGUGAAUAACCCAGUUGUACAGAAGAUACCUGCACCAUUGUUACUGGAGAUUGAUGAUAUAAAUAUUCAACAAGCAUUGAUUAUUAAAGAUCUAUUGUUUACACUUCUAGGGUUUGAGGGCCACUAUAUUCAACACAGCAAGAGCUACAAUCGAACUUCAGUAGGGUCAAGAAUUUCCGGGCCUGACUUCAAGAUUGCUAAAAAUUUGGAUGUCAGCUUGAAAACGGUCACCAAGAGGAUAAUACGAAUUGGGAAGCAUUAUAGUGGACUAAACGCAUUUAUUGAGGUUUAUGAUGAUGCUGUUUAUGGCAAAUUGGUUCAAGCAUUUUGUCACAGCAUAACCAUGUUCUUCAAGCAGUACGCUAAACUACUUCUUAGCUUAGAGCACGAGUACCAGUACAACACAAGAUUCAACAUAAACACACUCGAACAAGUUCUUCACCAAGAGACUGCCAACAAGAUGUCCCACAUGUACUCAAUUGCCAAGGAAAUCCACGAAUUGACUGACGAGAGACAAGAUCUACCUAGGGAACAGUCGAAAAGUGCAAACUUGCAUCGCCUAGAGACCGAUAUGUACACCGAGAAAAUGAAAGUUUGCAAAGGAGGACAUGUAUUGAAGAUAAUUCAAGAGAGGAUUGCAGCUUUUAAAGGUGACCCUGCUUCAUACAGCUUUCUAGCAGCACUCUAUGACGAGGUAAGUUUUGAGUAUGUGCUGAUGUUGAAUCAAUGGCUCACUGAUGGGUCAAUAGAGGAUCCCUUUGACGAGUUUAUGAUUAGAGUAGCAAAGAUACCAAAAGGGUUGCAGUCUUUUUUCCAAACAAAGAGUGAUUUUUAUUGGAAUGAAUUGUUUCUAAUUAAAGAGGAUGGUUUGCUUGAGCAAUUCUUUGAUACCAAGAUACAGAAUAAGAUUAUAAAUACCGGAAAGUUUCUAAGCAUGUUUAAAAUGUGUACCGAUUUGCAUGAUUUUCUGUGCUUGGGUGAGAGGCUAGAAGGUGUCAAGAGCCUCAAUGCACCAGACUUGGAGCUCAAGAUUGACAUGUUUUCUACCCGAGCCAAUAAAAUGCUCUUGAAGCUUUUGUUUGAAGGGUACAAAUUUCCAAAAUUGGUUGAAGCAUUUCAAACACUUUUCUUACUUGAUGAUUCAUUCAAGAUUGAUUCCUUCAUCGACUCGGCAUUUCAAGACUUGAGGCGAAAUAAAUAUAGAAUAUCUACCCAGAGAGUGCUGAGACAAUACUAUGAAAAUUUUCUUCCCAUGCUGGGGUUAGAAAUAGGGCACAACACAUCAUGUGCCAAGAUAGCGGAACAAAACCAACGAUUUACAAUCACAGUUGAAAACUUUUUCAAGUCCACUGAGGAGCUUAUGGCGAAAAGGGAUUCAGAUAUUUCAAGAUACGAUUUUCGGGAGUUAUUUCAAGAGCACAAUAGUAGCGGAGAACUAAGAAACGAGGUAGCUGAUACUUUACCGAAGGGACUGAACGAUCGAGUCGAUGAUAUAACAUUUUUGAGUGUCGAUUUGACAGUGCCUCUUGAAUUUCCUUUGAAUUUUGUCUUGAAUAGGCAGACAUCAUACCAAUAUGAAACUCUGUUCAAGUUCUUGUUCAUGCUUAAAUUUGUCACCAAACAAAUCGAAAACAAUUGGCAAGAUAUAAACACUUCUCGUAUAUGGACAGAGAAGUCGUUUCCCCAAAGAGUGCAGAAGUGGAUAUUGAGAUGCAGAAUGCUACACUCGCGUAUCCUAACAUUUGUCACCCACGUACAAUCGUAUGUCAUGUAUGAUGUGAUUGAAAGUAACUACAGCCAGGUGCACCAAACGUUGAAUGAAUAUGGACAACGCCUAGCUGCCGCAGAUUUGGGUACAGACAUCGUAGAUAGCGAUCAAGUACUCAAUACCAAACUCAUGAGCAACUAUGGAAUGAAUACAAUAUUUGACAAAAAGAUCAAUUCACGCAAGGCAGCAGCAACAACUAAUGAAACUUUAUCAGUUCAGGAUUUAAAAACUAAACUAGAGACCUUUACAACGGUAAUUCUUAGUGACACUUUGUUGACGAGGCCGGAGACCUUAUCAUGUAUGAGAGAAAUGUUCUACUUUAUCAUUCAGUUUCAGACUUAUACUAUUCAAAUGAAGAAAAUGUUGGUGUUUAUUCAUCCUGAGUUAUAUGAAACUUUCUCAAGGGAGUUUCCAGGCAAGUUUAACAAACCAAUGGAUGACGAGCUGGUGCAACAAAGACUUGAUUAUUUGGAUGAGAGUUUCUUUCUUCGGUACCAAAAAUUCGGAGAGCUUCUCGCAUACUUCCUCUCCACUAUCAAAAAGGUUGGAGAGAAGGAAAAUAGAAAACUACUAGAGUUGAGUGAUAGACUAGAGCUGUGUUUCCCUGAGUAA